GGUGUCCGGUCUCCGGUGCACCAUCCCCUUGCAUGUUUUCAACAACGUACAAAAACUAUUAACAACCUCUUACGCGCAUCCCCUAGGAUAAACAAGAGGUGGUACGGCGAUGAAAACGAGCCUUAGAACUUCAACAAGACUACCAUGGAGGACAUUAUUAUUGUUAGCCAUAACAAGUAUAUUUGUAUUUUCAUUAGUUGAGGUAUGUUCAGCCCAAGACAAAGAUGUUGACGAGUUUGGAGACCCAAAAACUACAGGGUCGGAUGCCUUUAAUACAGGGUCAGGCACGGGCACAGACGGAGGGGGUGCGCCUCCAAAGAUCCCUAAGCAAGCUCAAAAUUGUGAUGGUAUAUAUCUUUCCUACGACUUCUUAGGGCGCGAGAAGGAGUACCCCCAUGUCAAGAACACAACAGCCCAAUCGUGGGCAUUUAAGGCACAAGUGCAGCUCGUGAACAUGGGGAGCACCGAGUUGAAGACAUGGAAGGUCUUCAUUGGGUUCCAUCAUAAAGAACUAUUGGUGUCCGCUAAUGGAGCUGUUUUGGUGGAUGGGGAUGAAUUUCCAGCACAAGUGGGUGUCAAUGGUACCACAAUCGGAGGCUAUCCACAAGCCGAUCUCAAGACUGCCAUCGACACAGCCGGGGACUUUAACCAGAUUUCGGUGAAGGUCGGUCUUAAGGGCACGCAAUUUGGGGUCAAGCCUCCAGGAACGCCUAUGCCUAAGACCAUCAAGCUUCAAAAUGAUGGUUUCAAGUGCCCUGCUCCCUCUAAACGCAAAAGCAACAUGUAUCUAUGCUGCCGGAAGGACAAGAAGUUCAAGGUGAACCCCAAGGUGAAGUUCUCAAGAAAGAAAAAGGGUGACCUUAACAUAAUGUACGACAUCUUACAAGCCUACGGUAACAACUACAUGGCUCAAGUAACAAUGGACAACGAUCAUCCAUUGGGUCGCCUAGACCACUGGAACUUAACUUGGGAGUGGAUGAGAGGAGAGUUCAUCUCCACGAUGCGAGGUGCCUUCACCCACCUCAAGGACCCUGCUCAGUGCAUCUACGGACCUGCAGGCCAGUACUACCAGGAAAUGGACUUCACGCAAGUGAUGAACUGUGAGAAAAAGCCUGUGAUGUCUGACUUGCCUUCUGAGAAAAAGGAAGACGAGAAGGUAGGCAAGUUACCCUAUUGUUGUAGGAAUGGCACUGUAUUGCCCAAGACAAUGAAUGAGAGUGAAUCAAGAUCUGUUUUCCAGUUGCAAGUGUUCAAGCUCCCUCCUGACUUGAAACGUACUGCCUUAUACCCACCACAAAACUGGAGGCUCACCGGUGUUCUCAACCCUGACUACAAGUGUGGGCCUCCUAUGAGGGUCGAACCCUCCGAGUUUCCAGACCCCAGUGGAUUGCAGGCCAAGGUUUUGGCAGUAGCAAGCUGGCAAGUGGUAUGCAACAUUACUCGUCCAAAGGAGAAGCAAAACAGAUGUUGUGUGUCGUUUUCAGCCUACUACAACGACUCAGUCGUACCAUGCAACACCUGUGCCUGUGGAUGCGACAACCUCCCAGAAGGGAGCCGAUGCACCCCCAAAGCUCCGGCUAUGCUCCUCCCACCUGAGGCUCUACUUGUGCCCUUUGACAACCGGACCAUCAAAGCCGUGGCAUGGUCAAAGAUCAAACACUAUCCCCUAUGGGACCCAAUGCCCUGCCCUGACAACUGUGGGGUGAGCAUCAACUGGCAUGUUGACGCGGACUACAAAAACGGGUGGACGGCCCGCAUGACCCUCUUCAACUGGGGUGACACCGCUUUCCAGGAUUGGUUUGUUGGAAUUCAGUUAGGCAAGGCAUCACAAGGGUACGACAAGGCCUAUUCUUUCAACGGAACAAUGUUAGAGGACGUUAAUGACACCAUAUUCGUGCAAGGGUUAAAAGGGUUAAAUUACCUGAUUGCCGAGACAAAUGGGUCCAAACCCCGUGAUCCACGGGUGCCUGGGAAGCAGCAAUCAGUACUUUCCUUCAAAAAGAAGCUAACUUGGCAUCUCAAUAUUCCAGCAGGUGACGGGUUCCCAAAAAAACUGCUCUUCAAUGGGGAAGAAUGUGCACUACCUAAAAUCAUUCCGAAAAAGAGUGGUGGCAUACGAUCAAAGCAGAUGAAUAUUUUAACUACUUUCAUCUUCACUUCCAUCAUCACCUUGUUCUUGGUGAGAUGA
This is a messenger RNA of Beta vulgaris subsp. vulgaris (sugar beet), 2188 nucleotides long. Its product is annotated as COBRA-like protein 10. Lineage: Eukaryota; Viridiplantae; Streptophyta; Magnoliopsida; Caryophyllales; Amaranthaceae. The record is from RefSeq and is a predicted model, not a curated record. Gene Ontology annotation, cellular component: membrane. Bases 110 to 2188 code for a protein of 692 amino acids. The transcript is spliced from 3 exons. Gene Ontology annotation, biological process: cellulose microfibril organization.